This is a messenger RNA of Schistocerca cancellata (South American locust), 7501 nucleotides long. It is a transcript of the gene Eip93F, whose product is annotated as mushroom body large-type Kenyon cell-specific protein 1. Gene Ontology annotation, molecular function: DNA binding. Lineage: Eukaryota; Metazoa; Arthropoda; Insecta; Orthoptera; Acrididae. The transcript has 4 exons. Gene Ontology annotation, cellular component: nucleus. Bases 336 to 3590 code for a protein of 1084 amino acids. The record is from RefSeq and is a predicted model, not a curated record. Gene Ontology annotation, biological process: regulation of transcription by RNA polymerase II.
ACUGGGUUACGACGCGCGCCGCGGUUCCGCCCGCCGAAUGUAGAUGUCACUAGUGGCCGCUGGCGGUGGGACGCGGGCUGCGCGCACGCCGCUGCAGUAGCCGGCCGGCGAUACCGCGAAUGCUUAAUGGUACCCGCUCCGCCGCCGCCACGCCCGCCGGCUUCCCGUAGCCCGCUGCUGCCCGAACGGUGCGCUCUCUCGCGACGGGGAGCCAUCCCUGUGGCCGGCGCUCCGACGCCAGCGCCGAGAGGAGCCACGACGACGACGACGACGACGACGUCGACGACGCGCGGGCCGCUGCUGGCGCAGGUUUGGAACGGGUAGCGGAGGAGUUAAUGGGCAGAAGGAAAUGGAAACAUUAUCAGGAGUCAGUUUUGAGAAGUAGACCGCAAGCAGACAUAGAACCCAGCAGCAGUGAUUGGCAAGUUGAAGACAAAUGCUGCUUUUGCGACGGUGGGAUGUUCCUAAGACCAGCAACAAGUCCACAGUCAGACAGCUGCAGUAGUUCCAACAGCCACAGCAGUUUUCACGAAACUCAGUCGACAGUAGCAGCAGACAAUUCACCUCCCAGGCUGGCGAUGACAACACUCGAACCGGUCACGUCGCUGGCCGCGUCACUGGCAGCUAUCCCGACCUACAGCCCGGGACUCGCACAGGGCCAGGGCCAGGGGCACUCCGCAAUGGCAACCACCCCUCCAGCAGGCCUCUCUCUCUACCCCGCAGUAGCACGCCAUCGGACACCUGCGGGACUCUUCCCUCCGUGGUACCUGUCACCGACGGCACCUGCUCCGAACGUGCAGUCGGAAGGAAAGACUGAACCGGAAACUCCACCCGUCGUCGUAUCCCUCCCUGCAUCUACACCGCUGUCAGUACCGUCAGCUGCAGCGAGUGAGCAGCCUUUGGACUUGAGUGCCAAAGCCAAGGAAGAAGCAUCUGCACCCAGCACCUCACCUGUGCCUCAGCCUUUGGGAUUGGCAACUCUGAGUUUGGACAGCAAGCAGAUAUUCAAGGCGAAACCAAGAAUGAGUGCAGUGGCAGGUCGAAGGACAUACACAGAAGAAGAGCUUCAGGCUGCUCUGAGAGAUAUCCAGAGUGGAAAAUUAGGAACUCGGCGUGCAGCUGUUAUUUAUGGUAUACCACGCUCCACACUUCGGAACAAAGUGUACAAGUUGGCUAUGGAGCGUGAACGUGACGCACACUUAGUGGUUCCUACAGUAGAGGAAAGAGACCUAUCUGGCGCUGAGGAUGAGAAGGAAGUUGAACGUGCUUUAAGUCGUCCUCUUCUUUCUGUUGACGAUCUUCUGCGAUUAUCUGUGCUAGAUGGGGAUGCUCUUAGAGUUCUUCUGGAGGAAGUUUCUGCAGGACACAAUCGUGAAGCAAGUGAGUCAGCAUCUUCCCCAGUGUUUCCACAGUCUAGUGAACUUUGGCAUGGUCUAGAACAGAGUGCAUUGGGACCUUACAUCUCCCAGCUUCUGAUAGCUGGAAGUACUCAAGAUCCUUGCCAUGCUGAAAGUGGAGGUACACUCCCAAAAUUUUCUUCCCCUCUUCUCCCUGAACUUGUCCGCCGGAUGAUGGCAGAGGAGCAGCAACAGCAGAUAAAGAAGCUAGGUAGUGCCAAUAAUUUGGAAGCAAAUACAAAUGUAACAUUGAAUGGUGCUUCAGGUGAUGAGAUACAGAAGUUAGGUGAUAGCGACAAUAGUGCUGGGCCACCGAGAGUUCCAUCUGCAUCAUCUCAAACAGACCCUGUGAAAGCUACAACAAAAGUUGGGGAAGCAGACGAAUCAUCUGACACAGAUGCAACAGCUUCCACUUCUAGAGUUGCCACACCACCAAAUGUGAUACUGAGAAUUCCGUCCUUUAAACCAACUACGAAAAAUGGUGUGGCUACUCCAGGAAGUGGAAGUUUGCCUUCUAGUGAAAUUCCAUUCCAGACUGUUGGAGUUCCUGCAUUUCCUGGCCAGGAAUCUAGUCAUGUAUUGAACAGCAGCAGUAACAACAGUAAUGAGUCUUGUUCACCACCAGCAUCUAACCUUGUAGGAAAAGGGAUUGGGGUCAGUUUACGUGAUGUUAUAGCCAAAAGCAUUAGUCAGAAAUUUCAACCGACUGAUCUCCCAAUCUCACAGAAGCUCUUAUUAUCAGCAGAUGAGCAACCCCCAUUUAAGAGAGGUCGUUUUACUCCUCCAUUAAAUACAAAUAUCACAUCGUGCACUAUAAAACACAAUAACAAUAACAACACUAAUGUUGAUGAUAAAAACAAGACAUCCUCUGCAGGUGGAAAAGCUUCAUCAAAUUCUACUGGCAAAGGAACCCGGCCAAAACGUGGAAAAUACCGUAAUUAUGACCGUGAUAGUUUGGUGGAAGCUGUUAGAGCAGUGCAGAGGGGUGAAAUGAGUGUCCAUAGGGCGGGAUCAUAUUAUGGUGUUCCACAUUCAACAUUAGAAUACAAGGUGAAAGAGAGACAUUUGAUGAGGCCUCGGAAGAGGGAGCCCAAGCAACAACAGUCUGAUGAAGUUAAAAGGAAAGAUGAAUCUGGAACUUCAAUUCCAAGGAGCACAGCAACGACCUCAUCAGCACUGGCAAAUGAUAAACUUAAAACUUUACCUAAACCUCCCAAGACUGCCUUUAAUUCACCUGCUCCAUUACCUGGUGCACCAAAUGGUCUGAAAAUACCACCCUUGUUUGAUCCCAGUUUAUCUCUUGCCGCAUAUGCUAAUGUUACAACAGCCUUUCCAUUUUGGCCUGGUCCAUUUCAUGCCUUACCGGUUCCAGAUUUUGCCACUCCUGCUGGUAGCUUUCCUCCAAAUCCUGAACAUUUCUUUGCACCACAAAUGAUACACAGGCUACAAGAUGAAACUAGGACUGCACCACGAACGAGCCCCUCUUCAGUAGUUCCUCCUCUUGGGAAGACUGCACGAGAGAUGGCAGCAUCUUUGUAUGAUGGAACAGGAGCUAAUGGUAAUUUUCUUGAUGGUAUAAUUCGUUCAAGUCUUGAGAUGGGUUUGCCAUCAUCCUCACCCAAAGAAGGCAGUACAGGGGUGGGAAAUAGCGGAAAAAUGUCUAACAAAGCACUCAUUGACCAACUUUGUCGUAACAGUUGUGUCACUCCUCUGCCCAAAGCUCCGACACCUUUUAGUAUGAAAGAUUGCAGUACCAGUGUAAAUAGCUCAGAUGAAGAACCUGUAAAGCAAGAAAGUGUCAUCCAGGACAAGCCCUUAGAAUCUGCUUCUCCUGCAGAGCCUGUAGUUUGUCUAUCAAAUUCAUCCAGUGGCCUGCCAGAACAUGACUGUAGAAUAGAUAGUGAACAUGUUUCUUCAGUUUCAGAUGAAAAACAUAGCAAGGACAGUGUUUUGCCACUGUCAGGGGUGCACUGUGUGACACCAACUGAAGAUAGUUCUGAAUUAUUUACUAAAGAUUCAAGUGAAUUUCAUAAAGAACAUGUUCAUAAUCCAACUGAUGAAAGUGCCUGUGAUAGUAAAACUGUAAAAAUACUUGGUGAUAUUGAAGCUGCCAAAGACUUACUCCCUAAAGAAGAAGGCAAUGAGGAUUCAGAACAAACUGAGGAUACCAAAUCAAUGACGGUCAACUCAUAGAGAGACUGAUGCAUUUCUUAGCUACUAUUUCAUAACAUGUCAAAAAUUUAAUGUGAAUGCAAGAGAUUUUAUUAUGUAUAUUGUUAAGGUGUAUCUUAUUUUAAUCACCUUGCUGUACUGAUUUUGUAGGUGUUUAACACUAAUGAUACUGACUGUAUUUCUUCUUUAUUUUAGGAAAGCAAAAGAAUUCAAUUUUUAAAUGUGAGGUAUUUGCAAACUUAAUAUUAUCUGCCUUGAGUGUGUCACUGGCAUUUCAUAACAUUCUUUCUUCAACAUAGUGAUGUGCGACUACUUUUCCUGCUACUGUGAGGUCGACAAUCCAAAUGUUGCCAAAGCUAAUGUGGAACACAUGCCCUUAUAUUUAUCAGAUUUCAUCAAUUAUUUGUCCUUCUUUUACAGUAGGUAGAGUUGGUAAUCUGAAUGUAACUUAUUUAAAAAUGUAGGUGUAUAAAUUUGUGGAGACUUUUUAAACAUAUAUAUAUAUAUUUUAAUAUAACCAAAAUGUUCUGGAGUUUUCCCAAGAUAUUUAUCAGAGCAAUUAAAAUUCAUUCCCAUUUGUCCAAAGAAUCUUCAAAGUCUCAUGUAACUAUUGUCAAAUUCUUUAUAUUUUUCAUUAUUUACACUGAAUGUUGGUUAGAAAAAAAUUAAUAUGCUAGUGUUAGUAAUGUCAGUGCAUUCAUACUUCCUUUUCUAUCAUUGUUUUAUGUCACUCAGAAUUAUUUCAUAAUUCUAUCAUAUUUGUUGUCAUUUCGAUUUUCACAAUUCCAAGUGUCCCAUUAUUUUCAUAACAGCAAAUGUAAGAUUACUGGUACAGUACAGACACGUGAUGGUCAGUUCCCUUUUUAAUAUCUUUUUCCUCAAACAAAUGAAAUUAUAGUCAUAGUCUGGUGUGCUGGGUACUUAAAAUAUCACUUUCACUGUUGUAAAUUCUGUGAUGUGCUCUUGAGUCAUUUGUUCCAACAAUUUUUCUGUCAUUGCGUGCAUUGUCAUUUUGCUUGUAUCACUGUAUGUAACCAGUGUGUCUUCUGUCUGUGCUUAUACUGUUGAUAACAGAUGAUCCUGGUAUCUGUCUUAUCCUUCAGACAGGUGCUUUGAUGUUCAGAAAUUUAAAUAUUUAGGAAAAAUUUUUUAAAGAUGUCUUGGGGCUCUCCAAGAAUUUUACUUGUCUGUGAUGAAGCCAAAUUUUGAAUGUAUAUUUUCUCUAUCAAUAUCUUAUAUAUAUACUAGACUAGUUUAUAUAUUGAUAAAAGAAACUUGAAUUUUGUUUGAUAAUUGAAGUGCAAUUAGAGAUGGUAUGAACUUAUACACAUUGUACCAUACAUAUAUAUUUACAAUUUAUACAUGUUUGAGUAUAUGGCAUUAAAUUAUAAAGUAAAUGGAGGCAGAAAUGAUGAAACAAAUGUGAGGGAUGUAAUCAGUGACAGUGUUAAGCAAUUGGAAUUCGACCACAGGUCAUUUCUUGUAUAACCAUUCUGCAUUAAUCAGUGGGAUAUUUGUCACAGGAAAGUGGACAGUUGAUAAGAUUUUUUAAAUACAGGGUGAAAUCAUAAGUACACCAGUCACAUGUUUUGGAUACAUUAAGUAAACAUGAACUUCAUGUUGCAUUUACUUCGGGAACUAGGUAAAUGUAUUUCAUGUCCUUACAUAAGUUUGAGCAUAUACAUUGUUGUCAUCCAUCAGGAUGACAUAAUUGUGUUCUUGCUUUGCUUCCAAUUUUACUCUUUGCAGUUGGUGAGUGUCUGGCACAGUUACAGACAAACUUUUUCCAGUGUGUUUAAUAGUCUGAGUUUUUCCAUUUAGACAAUAUUUAUAUUUUCAGUGUGUAAAUGUUAGAGUUGUCAAUUCCUUUAAUGCCUAGCACAGAGGAGCAUGUUGGUGACAGGACGCCAAGCCCUUAGUCCAGAUCUGUAACCACAUUUUUGGGGAAUGAUUUUCAGUAGUCUUACAUUCCAUACAAAAAAAAAAAUUACUUCGCAAGCUUUUAUUGGAGAAGCAGAAUGCGUACAUUCCAGCCGAACAUGUAUCAGAAAAUUUUCCCCUAAAUUGAAUGUGAUGUGAUCUCAAACCAGUAAUGAAGAAAAAGUGCCGUGAAGAUAAAAAAGAGACAUUUAAAUGAAUUUUCAUCAGCAUGAUGUUCUGUAUGUUUCAAAGUAAUAAUAUAUCAGAUGGAAGCUGAGCUUCCCAUUAAGCUUUAUUAUAGUAAAUGAAUAUUAUAAAUAUGCUGAUGAGCAUUCUAGAGAUGUUCCAGAUGAUUUUUUUAAUAUAUGUGUGUAUGUGUAAGGUGAAUUUAUUCUCGCUGUAAUUUUGUGUGAAUGAUUAAAAGAGAAAGUGAAGUUGCAGCCUAUAGUGCAAUGCCAAGAACUGUUUAAGUUUGAUUUUGUUAUACACAAAUAUAUAUAAAUAUAUAUAUAUACAUAUAAUUUUUCAUGAAUAUGGUGUACAGAAAUUUUUCUUUUUAACUUUUUGUGUUGCUAUUGUGAUAUUUUUCCCAAAAAUAUAUUUAGAAUUUAAAUGAAUGACACAAAAAAUGUUUGCGUGAAACAUUAAUAUAUUUUAUUAUCAUAAUAUACACAAACAAAAGUUGUCAAAAAUUAUUAUUUAAGAAGAAGAAAUUAUUUUUACCAUUUUGUGUGAUGUGCAGACGUAAAUUUUUGUUUACUCACUGAAAUUCUUUCUGUAACUUAAAUAAAGUCAGAAAAUUUUGGAACGCAUUAAGUACAGUGGUAGGAGUUCAACAGCAGCUAUGACAUACCUGCGGUCUGCUGACGUAUUUGUUUUAACUGAAGAAGAAAAGUAAUCAUUGUAGAAAAAUUGUGUACGGCUGUGAUAUAUAGAAAUAUAUUUGUGGAAUAUUUUGGAAUAUUUUCCAUAUGUACAUUCCAAGUACACUGAAAUUGAUACAUGGUAGUUGUAAUACUGGCAGUCUUCUCGAGAGAAUGUUUCAGUGACACUCCCCCUCGCAGAAAGAUUAUGUGUAUGAAAACACAAACAGAAAGCACUUCAUUGUUAAUGCCUCCCCUAGAAUUCAUGUUAGUUAUUUUAAAAUUGCAUUGUCUUUGUUUUGUUUAACUCUGUACAAAUUUUUACAAAUGGUGCAAACACUAUGUUGUUAAGUAAAGUUAUCAAUACGUGGAAUCAUGUAUCUGUUCAACACUGAGGUUCAAUAGGUAUUUAAUACAUUUAUGGCACUUUUAAGCAAUCUGUUAACAUGCUAAAGGUCUGCUCCCCACAUACUCAGUGCUGCUACCUGCCUCUGUGAAGUUAGCAUGCACCAGAAUACUCUAUAUAAAUUUAAUGGUUAUACAUAUGUAGUUUCUGUAAACUGUGACUGAUUUUUAUACAUGCCUUUCCCUUACUUCCUGUGAGGAUAAAAUGCUUGUAUUUCACUUAUGUAUCAUACAGUAGACAGGUAAUACCACAGGAAAGCAACUGUUCACUUUGUAGUUUUACUACCUGAGUUCACCAUAUUCAGCUGUAUAUAUGUACAUUCAUAUUGUCUGCAUUUAACUAAGCAUCCAUUAUUGUGUGCUGUAUGUGUUUGUGACAUUUUUCCUGUUAUGGUAAUGGACAUACAAUGUGUUGUCUUGAAUGACAAUGCUUACACAUUUGUUGAAUUUUGUACAGAGAAUUACUGUAAUAUCCAGAACAGCAGCUCCAACAGUACCACAAAUUUCCAUAUGAUCAUGUGUCAUUUUACUACUGCUAUUAUUGUAAUAUUUUAUUAGUAUGUACACAGAUAUUACUACAGUUUACAGUAAGAGUAUGUAAGCAAUUAGCUGCUGUUGGGACUAGUUCUGUUUUAGUGUUAGAUUUUAAGAACUGUUUGCUCUCAUAUGUUAUUUACACACACACACACACACACACAUACACACACACACACACACACACACACACACACACAAAAUUAUAUU